Messenger RNA from Xyrichtys novacula (pearly razorfish), 201 nucleotides. The record is from the annotation of a GenBank genome assembly. NCBI's taxonomy places the organism in Eukaryota, Metazoa, Chordata, Actinopteri, Labriformes, Labridae.
AUGAAGAUGAUGAAGAAGAAGGAACAGCAGAAGAGGGAACAAAAGAAGAAAAAAAGGCAGAAGAAACACCAAGAAGAAAGAGAAACAGCAGAAGAAAGAAAAAAAAAAGAAAAGGGUAAGAAACGAGGAGAAAAAGACGAAAAAGAAAAAAAAGACAAAAAAGAAAAAGACGAAAAAAACAGGAAAAAAAGAAGAAAAUGA